This is a messenger RNA of Lynx canadensis (Canada lynx), 1549 nucleotides long. RefSeq names its product coiled-coil domain containing 24 (gene CCDC24). NCBI's taxonomy places the organism in Eukaryota, Metazoa, Chordata, Mammalia, Carnivora, Felidae. The transcript is spliced from 9 exons. The coding region runs from base 152 to 1084 and encodes 310 amino acids. The record is from RefSeq and is a predicted model, not a curated record.
UCGCGGCCCCCGAGAGUCAGGCAGAAGCGGGGCAGAAGGGACAGCGCCAGAGGCCAGUGCUCCCAACCCAGUAAUUCCAGUCACUGACUGGCGGCAGAACAAGGGUCGGAGCCUGGGGCCGCUUGUCGCGGAGUGGCGGCGCGGGCGGGCCAUGUCUUGGGACUCCCCGUCGCUGUGGGUGCUGGUAGAGGAGCACAUUCCGCUCCCGGAGCGGCCCGAAGUGAAGAGGAUUCUGGGGGAGACGACGGUGGACCUGAGCCUGGAACUGCGGGCAGAGGUGGUGAUGCUACAGUCACUGCUCCGUGAGGCUCGAUCCUCCCAAGCCUCUGGCUCCCGACCCACCUCUGACCCCUCCUCCCUUCUGGCACCACCGCCCCUCCUAAGAGACCUCGUGCGCCAGGAACUGAGACAGCUACUCCUUGGUCUCCGCCAGAAGGCCAUCUGCGAGGGCAGAGACCAGACCCAGGCUUGGAUCCAGUAUAGCCCCAGGGUCCUGCGCUUUGCCCUGGAGGAGCCUGGGUGUAAUUUGCCAGAACAGGAGAUAUUCCAGAUGAGAGCUGGUGAAUCCAGCAGUCAGAGGGACCUCAGCAUCAUCAAGGACCAGCUGAACGUGUCCAGCAUCGACCAGGUUGCCAGACACCUGCGGAGCCUCCUGGAGGAGGAGUGUCACACGUUGGAGAGGAUGAUCCCCAUCCUACAGCGCCGCCUGGAAGAGGAGUAUACAGGGGCAUCCCAGCCCUCUGAGGCCACCCUAGAGCCCACCCUGGCAGAGCUACGGGAACAGAAGGUGGCCAUGCAACAAGAGCUGCAGGUGCCUCUGAGGCCUUCCUGUGUCUCUUCCAGCCACAGGCAGCAGCCCGCGGGGUCCUCCAAGGGUCUCAGACCCUUGCCUUGCCUCCGUGGGGCUUCUGGAGUUUGGGCUGAGCCUCUCCGGUGCUGCCUGCCGGCCCCUCCUCUGGAGCGCUGCCCCCGACCUCGAGGCCUGACUACCACCUGCCGCUGGGGACGGAAGCUUCAGCACAGCCCUGGGAAAAGGCCAACUUCUACUCCAAUGUCCAGUACAGCACCCCAGGCCCCAACCUGAACGACCGGUCACAAAGUAGGCUUCGGCUCACCCCAUCCUCUGCUGCCACCUCUCAGCUGCCGUGGCCCAGCCCGCUUCAGAUCUCGUCUUGGUUGGAUGGGCCCUGGCCAGGACGCCAAGGCUGUCUGUCUAUCUGGCCCUUGCUUGUCCCACCCCGUCGCCAGGUCCCUAGUGUCUGCUUCUGACGAUCAUAGCCUUUGGCCUUUCUUCUCCCAGCCCUCCACAAACUCUUGGCAGGCAGAGGUCUCAUCCCAGCCCCAACUCUUGUCCCCCUGGGGGACUCACACAAAGCACAGCAGCAGCUCAGAGACAGGAAUAGAAAUUUCAUUAAAAUCUAUGGACUUUAAAAUCCUAGUGGUGCACGGAUGGGUAGGGGUGGGCGGUGCACCGUUAUUGCUACAGAGGAUUAGAGGCGGCUGUUCUGGGGCUGUCACUGCACAGAGGGGCACAGAGGAUGGACAGACA